This is a messenger RNA of Peromyscus leucopus (white-footed mouse), 892 nucleotides long. It is a transcript of the gene Mdfic2, whose product is annotated as MyoD family inhibitor domain containing 2. NCBI's taxonomy places the organism in Eukaryota, Metazoa, Chordata, Mammalia, Rodentia, Cricetidae. The transcript has 3 exons. The record is from RefSeq and is a predicted model, not a curated record. The coding region runs from base 1 to 720 and encodes 239 amino acids.
AUGGCAAACUGUUUUCAUGUCGGAAGAAGAUUCAAACGCCUCUUAGGUCAGCAUUGCUCCUUGUUACCGGCUCAGAACCUGGCCUAUAAAAGUACAUCAUGUAGCCAAGGUCUGCCUGCAGGGCACCGUGUGGCCGUGAGCAGAAAUGCGAGGGAAUUGCCUGUGGCAGUUAGGCGGAAAAAAGAAAAGAAAGCACAGACAGCAGCAACUCCAAACGGACAGAGUCCCCAAACUGGAAAUACGCAACUCACAAAUGAAAAGCAUGCAGAGAGAAAACCCAUUAAUGCUAUUAUUAUAAAUUCAGUAUCCGAAUUCAGUAUCACAGAUGGACCAGCCCAGGAAAGCCCCAAUGAGAAGAACCUGUCAGGAUCGAGCUCUUCACUCUCCUCCCUCGAAGAAUGCCAAACGAAAUUUCCCUACCUCCAAACUAAUACUUCAGUUCAUCAGAGAGAUGCGGAUGAGGAGUGUGCCUCCCUGAUCCUCACCUGUCUCUUUUGCCAAUUCUUGGACUGCCUCCUCAUGCUCCCUGACACAUGUGAAACGGUAUGCAUCAACCUGUGCUGCCCCUCUCACAGGUACUACUCCGCCUCAGAUGAGAGCCAUCCACGCAAUGAUUGCAACUUGACCUGUGACAUGGACUGCAGCCUCUUUGAAUCCUGCCACGAGACCAGCGAGUGCCUGGAGCUGGCCAUGGAGAUAUCAGAAAUCUGUUACCGCUAGUGCAGGGCGAGAGGAGCACAUGGGCGGUCGGUCCUGUUGGCCACAGUGGGGAAUUCUAUUACAUGGCAUCUGAGAUAAGAGCUCCAUGUGCCCAAAUGCAAGGACCAUACAUGUUUCUUGGAUGCUCUAGGCCAUUUUAUGCUGCACCUGCCUGGGAAAGCUACUACUGUCA